Messenger RNA from Pocillopora meandrina, 4215 nucleotides. The record is from the annotation of a GenBank genome assembly. Lineage: Eukaryota; Metazoa; Cnidaria; Anthozoa; Scleractinia; Pocilloporidae.
ACAGAGAAGUUUUCAAAGGGUGAUCUCCCUCUUCAAUAUAAAGGGGAACUUGUCUCAGAGGAUGAAGGUUAUCAAAGAGAAGAUUUGCAUGUGGAAGAACUAAGAAGCUUUCUCUUCUUUUUUAAGGAUGGAUUCAAGUGUUUACGGUAAGUUAUUUUAAUUAUAAUACAGUAAAACGUCACUAACCGUAAGCGCUAAGUUAAACAAAAAAUAUUUUAAGGUAGUGGGGGAGGCUGUCCUAAGACUACUGUACACAAAUCGACCUGAAUGAAUUCAAAUAGGCUUCAUGAGAUUGUUAAUCACUAAUACUGAAAUACAUACUAUUUUGUGUGUAAUGUGCUUCAUGAUUUGUCAUCAUUUACUCCAAAUGAAAUAAAAUUACCAUCAACAUAUAUGGUACUUUUUUUGCACUUUUUUGGCUUUAUCAUGAGUUGCAUUUAAGUUUCAUUGUAAAUAAAGUAGUUGUGUAAUUUUAGAUGGGCUUGGUCUGCGCCACACAACCGAAGGAAGAACUGAAACUAAGUCAUCAAACCUUACACUACACUUUUACAAGGAACAAAUUGAGACUGCUCUUUUCCAAUUAUAACUUUGAUUUUUGUGGAUUUUCUAGCCUUGAUGCAACAUUCUCUGCUGGACUUGGAAGACUAAAAAACGAUAAUCCAUUAAAUAAAGCAAAUGAGAAAGAUUAACGGUGAAGACAAAGUGUGCCUUGCCCUUUGUGGACUUCGGAACGGUGAAGGUCUACACUGUGACCAUGAAGUUAGAGAUCUUCCCUGGCGAAAGCUAAAAGGUAUUGCAACCUAACCAUUAAUAACUUGUUUUGGGAGACUUGUGUCAUACUUAACAGAACUGCAGCAACUCUUUUCUUUGCUUGUGUUUCAGUGUAAUGGACCCCAUGAGCUAUCAGGGUGUUUGCCCCAUCUCUUCUAAAGAUAAUUUCGUUUUUUUUUUUUCUUGUUUUGUUUUGUUUUGUUUUGUUUUUUUUUAGGGGAACAUUCAUAGCCCUUAGGAUAAAAAAAUAUAACAUUUAAUUCUCAAUUCCAGAAUUAGAUUUACUCAAAUGCAAACCGUUUCAGUCCUGUUAUGAUUACGUAUAUUAAUCUCUCUUAACAUGAAUAUUGCAAAUACCAUACAAUCUGUCUAGAUAUCAUGACAACUCAUACCGUCCUUGGUCAAAACAAUCUAAAAGUUAUUUUUUUUUUAAUAAUACUUCAAAUGAUGACGACAAUGAUUAUGAUGAUGGCUCCAAUCAUUCAUUCCUGGUUUCACACAAAUUAGCAAAACUCUACACAUUUCUUUUUCUUAACCACUUAGGUAAUGAGAGCAAGGCAGAUGGACUAAAGAAUGGGACAGUAAGGUGCAACACAAAAAAGAAGAAAAUAUGAACAAGGGCAACAGCAGUCCUGACAAUGAUGAAAGUUUCCACAUAGAUGUAACAACAAAUUCUGAAGAGAUUUACUCCCUGAAUCAGAUCAAUGACUGUCUAUUUACAGACUCCUUGGAAACUGGUAUGUACAUACACACACCCUCUAUUAUAUAAACUGCAGAUGUCCUUUACACUCUGAGCCCAUCAAUUCUUAGGGCUCUUUGGAAAAUGAAAGAUAUUUUUUGAUGUUACAGAAAUAGUUUUCCAAUAUUAAAUCCCCACUGAGUUUUUUGUAAGUGGCUUUUGCCAUUUCAAAUGUCUUCAUAAAUAUCAUUAUACAUUCUCUUCCAACGUCAAAGGUAAGUUGCAACCAAACAAAAGCCUUAAAAAUCAUAAAAACAAUGAACUAUUACUACCACGGCUAAAAGUAAAACAGUGGUGUAAGAAAAGUGCAAGAAAAGGGGAGGAGGAAAAGCAAAAGGUGUAAGACUGCUUUUUGUGCAUAACCAAACUGCGGAAGCUUAUGAUUUGCAUCUGAAAGAACAGUAUCUAUAAACGGUGUUUUGGACAAUUUCGCUCUUCAGACCCUCAAAGUGACUAAAAGAAACGGUUUGAAUAGCUUCGAAAGACAUUCUCAGACAAAACUCCCAGGAACUAAUGCGUCAAAAGAUGGUGGUUUUGACAUAGAAGAGUUGAAGUUAUUAAAUGAAGUUUGGCUCUACUAAGAAAUAAUGAUUAUCACAAAACAAGAAAAAAACUGUUACAUUCCUUUUUCUUAACCAUGUAGUUAAUGAAGGUAAGAUGCCAGUAAAAGAUGGCAAAGUUGAGAGUAAGGUGCAACGCAACAAAGAACAAAAUAUGAACGAGAGCAACAACAUGGCUGAUGUUGAUGAACAAUUCCAGAUAAAUAUCAUAACAACUAAGGAUGUUUCCUCCAUGAAUCAGAAUAACUAAAUAUCUGCAGACUCCUUGCAGCAAUUUCACGAGUGGAAACUUGGGUUGUGUGAUAAGGAAUGCUGGGUAAACGAUGAAGCGAAUUACAAAGCAAUCGAAUAAUUAGAAUCUCUGCCUUUCAAUUUGGCUUAAUUUAAAGAUAGUCACUAAAUUUAUAUUGAUAGCCACAUAUAAAGCAAUUACCUGACAUAUUUUGAAGGAAAAGGAACUUGUUAUGCUGAAAUAAGCGACCACUUGCCACACAGGUCUAUCAGAGAGUAUCAUUUUACGAAAUGGCAUUGUAAGGGAGAUACAAACUGGAAAGAAACAUCUAACAAGUACAAUAACACAAUUAGAGAUCAAUCCUUAACUACUCAGAUUUAUUUUAUUGACUGGUUGGAUUGUUUUAAUUUGGAGUGAUUUUUGUCUGGCCCGUAUCUUGAACAAUAUGAUCAUCUCUUAAUCUGGCCAUUCAGUUCCACAGUAGUUGUCCUUGCUCAACCAACGUUGCCAUUUUGUAUAACUGCUUCAGUAAAAUUUCCACAGACAGGUCAUGUUCAACUCUCACUUACUUACACUUUUGUAUACUGAACUGAUCAUGCUCCCUUAUUGCAAAGAAUUUCUGUAAGGGGGGGUUUCCAAAUCCUUUUUCGGGUUGAGUUGUUCAAAGCUAGGUUUAGAUAAUCCAGGCUUAGUGUGAAAUCUGGUUCCAGAUCUGAAAGCUUUAAAUGAAAAUUCAAUACAAUUCUUUUUGUCUCCAAUUUAAAAAUUGGAUGCUAUGAAAAGAAAAGAGAAGAUAAUCCAAAAAAGGCUUUUGAAAGAAGGAACAAAGAAGCUUGGAUAAAAAUUUGACCCUGGGUUAAUGCUUAUUGGCCUUUGAACAACUGGGCCUAGGAAUCUCUCAUCAACUUCUUUUUUUUUCCCACUGGGGCAUAUAUAUUUAUAAUGCUUUCCUAACUUAGAAGUUUCAAGUUAUAGUAAUUAAGCUUUUUUUAUUUGUUCCAGUCUUGCCAUAAACAAGACUUUCAGCAUAACUCACUAUUUUUCCUCUUGAAUUCAAAGGGGAAAGAAAUCUACAUCUCCAGUUCCUUCUUCUUACAACGGUGGAAUAAUGCAUCGCAGAGCAAUGCACCUGAAAAAGUCCUUCAUUCUGUGUCAGGUAAUAAUGAUUAUUAUGAUAAUAAUACUUUUAAACAUGCUUAUAACAUAGCAUGCUUGCCCUAUCUUAGUCCAAACCUUAUUUAAGUCGUAUUUUCAUCUCCUACUUCAACAAAGUCUCCAGUUAUCAAGGAAAAUGUCAUGAAAAUUCUGGAAUUGAGCUUCUUUAAGACACUCAAACUGACUGACCUAAAACAUUGCCUGACAACAACAAUGAAACCAGGAAGGGUAGAUCUAACUGGUGGCUAAAUCUGUGGAAUGAUAAUAUUAUGAUUGCAAAAAUGUACUAUAAUAUUAAAGAGUCUCAUGCUGUUGCAUCGAUACUUUUUUGGUUUUUCCUUUUUUUUUGGUUCUUUAUUUUUUUUUACCUAUUUUAGCUUUCUAAUUUCUAAAUUAAAUCCGGAAAGUCAUUCUUUUUAGCCUUGCCCCCUUCUCCUUGGUAUUUUCAUCAACCCUGACUGGGUAACACAUUGCACAUCCUGAUGUCAUGAUAUCACAAUUACAGCAAAGACAGUGAGAACAUUUUAUGAAGUCUUCAAAAUGUUCAGCAUAAUGACGUGUUUUUCUGAUGCUAAUAAUGCCUUUUUGGGCCAUUAAAAAGAAAAUAUUUCUGUUUCAUUUUUUAUAUUUUAAUACCUUGGGGGAAUUUCUAUAAUUUGAGUUUGUAAAAUAUUGUUUGAGUAAACGUAAUUUAUGUUUUAAUUAUCAUAUUUUUAAAACAGAUCAGACAUAGUUGAGAUUCGUAGUAAGUGGGGCAG